AUGGACAAUUUCCACCACCCGUAUACGCCAUACGACAUCCAAUUGCAAUUUAUGCAAGCCUUGUACACUUGCCUGGAAGAGAGCAAGAUCGCCGUCUUUGAAUCCCCGACGGGUAAGGCCCAACCUAGCGGAAAAUCAUUGAGCUUGAUCUGUGGCUCCUUGACCUGGCUGCGAGAUCACAAACGAAAGGCUUUUCAGGAAUCAGUCGACGCAACGGGGGACGAUGAGGAGCCGGAAUGGAUGCUGGAGUUUGCCAGAAAGGAAUCACGGCGCGCCCUGACCGAGAAGAGGCAGGCAUUUGAAGCACGACUGGCCAAAAUUCGCCAAGACGAAGAGCGUUUAAAACAGGCCCAGGAGAGCGUUCAUCGGCCACGCAAAAAGCAGCGCGUGGAAGAGCCAGCAUUGGAGUCUGCAGCCGACGAGGAACAGUUUGUUCUCGAUGACUAUGACAGCGACUCUGAGAAUCAGGGCCCAAAAGAGGCAAGGGGCUCGGACGGUCUCUCUGCCAGUACUCUAGCCUUGCUAGAACGGUUCCAAGGGCAAUUCUCUACGCAAAAGAAAGAGGAAGAAGAAGACGUAGAGGAAGUCAAAAUCUUCUUCUGCUCGAGAACUCAUUCUCAGCUAAGCCAAUUCGCUGGUGAGCUGCGACGAGUUGCGUUCCCUUCUAGUAUACCCGAUGAGCUGGAACCGGACGGGAAGGACGGUCUCGCUGUACUAGAAGAACGAGUGAAACACCUCUCGUUGGGUUCCAGGAAGAACCUGUGCAUUAACCCCCAAGUUCGGACUUUAGAAAACAACACCGCAAUCAACGAAAAAUGCCUAGACCUCCAGCAAGCCGGGGUGGCGGCCGACAAGAAGUGCAAAUUCAUACCGUCCAAAGACGACGAGGCCUUGGCACUCGAAUUCAGAGACCAUGCGCUGGCAACGGUCAAGGACAUUGAAGAUAUUGGCCAGGUGGGCAAAAAGCUCGGGAUUUGUCCUUACUAUGCGUCACGCCCGGUGAUCAAACACAGCGAGAUCGUGACCCUGCCCUACCCCCUCUUGUUGCAACGGUCAGCUAGGGAGGCUCUGAAUCUUUCUGUCAAAGGCCAUGUUGUGAUAAUUGACGAGGCUCACAACCUCAUGGAUGCCAUAGCCGGCAUUCAUUCGGUGGCAGUGUCGUUGAGUCAACUACAAACUGCCAUCACACAGCUGACCACCUACGCUCGCAAGUUCAAGAAUCGGCUGAAAGGGAAAAAUCGAAAUUAUGUUGCGCAGGUCAUCCGUCUGGUGGGUUCUAUUGCGGAACAUUUGAAAUCAAUCUCCCAGCGAAAAGGGCCACUUGAAGGCUCGCUGCAGAUCUCUGAUCUCAUGUCUGGAAAAGGAGUAGACCAGAUAAACCCUUAUAAACUUUGCCGGUAUCUCCAAGAGAGCAAACUUGCCCGGAAGGUCGACGGCUAUCUCGAGUCCUCUCAACAACCGCAGCCUGGUCGAUCGAAAGACAAAACAAGCAUGCCUGUUUUGUUCCAUAUCCAGAGCUUUCUUCUUCCCCUCAUGAAUCCCUCGGAAGAGGGACGACUUUUCUUUCAAAAGGACCAAGACGAUAUCGUGUUGAAAUACAUGUUAUUAGAUCCUACGAAUCAUUUCCGGGAAAUUGCAGAGGAUGCCCGGGCUGUUAUCCUAGCUGGUGGUACCAUGUCUCCCAUGUCGGAUUAUGUGAACCAUCUGUUCUCCUACCUACCUGCGGAACGACUGGAUACAUUCAGUUAUGGCCAUGUGAUACCCAAGACCAACUUGGUUGCCCAGUCUUUGACCCAAGGACUCAUGGGCAACGACUUUGACUUUACAUACGAGGCACGAAGUUCGGAGAAAAUGAUCACCGACCUUGGUCGAACAAUGGCAACCCUCUGCCAAGUCAUACCGGAUGGCGUGGUUGCAUUCUUCCCCAGUUAUGACUAUCUAAGUCAAGUUAUAGGUGUCUGGAGGAAGCCCAUCCCUAAUGGUAACGGACAAAGCACCUUCGACUUGCUAGCACGCAAGAAAAAGAUUCUAUACGAAUCCCGCGAGGCAGUCACAACGACAGAUGCCUUGCUGCAGGAAUACACCGAAGCUGUUAACUCAGGCUCCGGUGCCUUACUUCUCUCCAUUGUAGGCGGGAAAUUGUCAGAGGGAAUCAAUUUCUCUGAUAAACUGGGCCGUGGCGUGUUCAUUGUCGGUUUGCCAUUUUCCAAUAUUCGCAGUGCUAUUUGGCAAGCCAAGAUCCAAUACCUCGAGGACAAGACCUAUCGGCAAGCUGAAGGUUCUGAAGCAGAACGAAAAGCAGCAGGCAAAGCGGCCGGGAGGGACUUUUACGAAAAUUCGUGCAUGAGAGCAGUCAACCAGUGUAUUGGACGAGCUAUCAGACAUGUCAAUGACUAUGCCGCCAUCAUUAUGAUUGACCGCCGAUAUGAAUCGCCACGCAUCCAGGGAAAACUGCCCGGCUGGAUUCGAGGGAGCUUAGUCCCCGCACCUCCAACGCGGGCGGCCCAAACGACGGUGCAAAGACUUUCUAAGUUCUUUGCUGAAAAGAAUUCAGUGCCUAUAUAG
Messenger RNA from Penicillium salamii, 2565 nucleotides. NCBI's taxonomy places the organism in Eukaryota, Fungi, Ascomycota, Eurotiomycetes, Eurotiales, Aspergillaceae. The record is from the annotation of a GenBank genome assembly.